AUGCAAUCCACCAGCUUACUGUUCUUUUCGUUUGUUUUACUGCGUAUCUCAGCCGAUUUAUCAGGUAAGAAAAGUUUUUAAAGCUACAGAUGUUAUUAUUGAAAUUUUAAAAUGCUUUGUAUUACAUUAAAAAAAAUUUUUUUUUAACUAACGUUUAACUUUUUUUGAAUUUAGAUGAAAAGCUCAAAAAAUACGACAAAGUUCGUAUCACAGAGAAGAAUUACGAAAAGAUAAAGACUAUUCACGUCAACUGGUAUUUGACGUCUUUAAAAGCCAUAAUGGGUCAGCUGGGCAAGGACUUGUACAAAGAGCUUAACUAUGGUAAGAUAUCUUUUUUCAAUUUUUUAAAAUUUUUUAGCUAUUUUUAUUCAACCCCCCCCCCUCUCUCCUCUCUUUCUAUAAUCAUGAUUUCCUGUUCUAGUUGAUCAACAGAAGCUAGCCUACUGUCUAAACAAAAUAGAUGACAAAAAAGACCUUCAACAAAGUGCUGUUUGUCUUGUUAAAGCUAGAAAACGACACAAUCUUGCCACUAAACUCAACAUUAAUAACACUAAUAAGAAAAAAAAUGAUCUCAAAACCAAUAUCAAAACGAGUAACAUCCACAUGCAAUACAAAACAACAGAUGCUCCUUCAUUCAACAAUUAUAUUCACCAACACAUUCAUAAGGUAGUCAGCAUUUUUAAUACCCUACCCUACCCUACCCUACCCUACCCUACCCUACCCUACCCUACCCUACCCUACCCUACCCUACCCUACCCUACCCUACCCUACCCUACCCUACCCUACCCUACCCUACCCUACCCUACCCUACCCUAUCCUACCCUACCCUACUCUAUCCUAUACUACUGUAUUCUACCCUAUUCUACCUUACCCUACCCAACUUAAACUUUAGCUGUAGCGUAUCCUUUACGUUAACCCUGGCCGUAUUCUGGUGCCACUUUACCACACUUAUCAAUAAUUCCCAAGGUACUACUAAUCAUACGAAGUUUAGAUAAAAAUAACCAAAGUGCCAAAAUAUGCCCUUCUACGGCGACAAAAAUUAUUUCUACCGUUAAGUCGACCAGUACGGCUAAGAGGAGUGCAUCGACAGAAAAGAAGUUCCAGGUUCACUACAUUCAAAGAACGGGAAAGUGAUGAAAAUAAAGAAAAGAUUGUUGUAGGUUACUGUAAUUUUGCUUCAUAACAAAAUUUGACGUAUUUUACUAUAACGCACUGUAAUUUUCCUUUAAAGGACCUACACUUAUCUGUAGCUUAACAUAUUACAGGUAAAAACUGUUGACAAGCUGACAAAGUUGAAAGAUGUUAAAGACAAGAACUAUGUUAACAGGGUAAGUUUUUUAUAUUCAUACCCUACCCUACCCUAAACCACCCUACCCUACUCAACCGUAUCUUACGGUACCUUAUCCUAUCUUACCUUACCUUACUCUACCUUCCUAUCGUACUGAAAUAUAUUAUACUGCCCUUAUGCAAUCAACUAUCGCAAAUUUCAUAGAUAAUAAACCUACUGUCAUCGUUUGCCGACAACUCUACCGAUAACACCAAGAACAAGGCUGUGGAAUGGAAACAAACUUAUGACCGUCUUCUGAAACUAAAGCAACGCUUUCAAGAAAAGGAAAAAGAGCCCGGAGCCAGAGUUUACUCAAUGAGGAUGUACGAUCUUGUGCUGGAUAGAAAAACACCCAGUAUGACUAGGAAACAAAGUGUAAGUUUUAGGUAUGCCUUCUUGUAGCGUAAGCUCUAAAUAAACGCAAAGAUAAAGGAUUGUAAGUUAGGAUGAUAAGGCAGAAGAUAGAGAUAAGGUAGAGUUAUGAUAGGGUUGGGGUAAAGCUAAGAUAAGGUAAAGACAAGGCCAGAAAUAAGGAUAGAGCUAGGGUAGGGUAGGGCUAAGGUAAGACUGUGAUAAGGAAAGGAUAGAAGAUAGAGCUAGUUAGAACUAGGGUAGGUUUAGGGUAGGAGGAAGGUGGAACAGCAAGAGACGGACUAAGGUAAAGCUAGAGUAGGGCUAGCAGUCUAGCGUGGCUUUAAAACAAGGCUAAAGUUGAAAUAAAGUAGAGCUGUAUUGAGGUUAUACUUGAUCAGUCUUCUAAUAUGUUGACUAAGCCUAAUUCGUCAAUGGCCAUAACUAUUAGGUGCCGACAUAAAGAACCGGCUAUUUAUACGAGAAAUUACAGAAAAAUUAUGGCGGGUUCUUUAUGCCGGCACCUAAUAAUUUGAAACAAACGGGCAAAAUGGGAUCGACCGGACUCACGGGUAGGCCUACAUGAAGGUCUUUGAAGCCAAACUUAGGUCCCGCAACGAAAGAUUUUAUUUGCGAAAAGUGUAAAUCAAAUCUGAUCUUACAGCUACUCACUUGAUUGUAGAUAAAAUAUAAGUAAAUUUGGUUAAGAAAGCGCAAAGUAAAAUUUUAAAAAUUGUUAUUUUGGGUACAGACUGGGGAGUGUUUUAUAAAAGCUGAUAUAAAAUAAAUACAAAACGGCCGCUGACUCUAAAGAACUAUUAUCCUAAUUAAAAGAUGAUGCUAUCGUACAUAACAGCGCCAUAUACGUACAUAUUGUACUUAAACUAAUGAAAAAUGUGAAAUAUGUUGAGAAUUUGUAUGCCACCCACAGUAAUGUCAAGGAAUUCAUAGAGUCUAUUAAAAACCACUUGACAAUAACAUUGUAGCAAAAAUGAUUUUUUUAGUUGAAAAGUUAUGUUACUGUAAUUUUUGUUACUGUUUUUGAAGCUAAUAGACUAUUUUACAGUGUUUGCCAUUGUUAACAUCCAUUUUUGUUAUACAUCGCAUUGUUUUGCAUUGCGGGUGGCAUUGUAUAUCGUACAGCGUAGUAUCUCAUAAAGGAUUGUAUACCACAUUACCGGGCCAUCCGAACUGUAACGUAUAAUCCCAUUACUACGCUAUCGUAAUUGUAAUGUAAAAUAACGUAUAGCCCAUUAUCACGCUAACGGAACUGUAAAGAAGCUUACAUUUCCCACAUUUUUUGAAAAAAAAAUUUCAGAGAUCGCCUCAAGGCCUCUUACAGAUGGCAAUGACACUAUUCAACCAAGUUGGUGGCCAAGAACACAAAAAUCUUCGAGAAUCCAUGAAUUUGAAUAUCUUAAGCCCACGAAUUGCUUCAGUAAUGCCAGAAAAGUCAGGUGCUUCUGAUAUGAGCUUAUCACCAUCAGUCUUGUCGUUCUAUGAAAGUAAUGACAAAAAUGACAUUGCGUCGAUCCCAAAACUUUUAAAAAUAGCUGGAGUUGGAAAAACGGAAAGAGAUGCUCUGCUGGCGGCAUUGAUGAAGUUCAGUGGUGCUAAUAAAGUUGUGGAUGAAGCUGUGGCUUUUUUGGAUAAUAUCAAUUUUAUGAGUAAGAAUUUAGUACAGCGACGGCAGUAG
Messenger RNA from Bursaphelenchus okinawaensis, 3374 nucleotides. The record is from the annotation of a GenBank genome assembly. Lineage: Eukaryota; Metazoa; Nematoda; Chromadorea; Rhabditida; Aphelenchoididae.